AUGCUGCCCUGCGAGAUCUGCAACGAAAUCUUGCCGGCACCGACCGGCAACCACUUCUCACCGAUGCCAGCACAAUACCUGAGCCAGGCAGCUCAACGCAUCGUGAAGGAGUCCCACGCGAAGUCCGACUGUGUCAAUGGGCAGUUCCUCGACACUCCCAUUGGCAAAGGUGGGAAGGUGGACGACACCUCUGUGGUUGUAGGCGAGAUCAUCGAGUGGACGGAAGCUCACACACAGAUCUGGUCGGAGGUGAGAAGAAAUCGGCGUUGGAAGGACGUCAUCUCCUGUGGUGGCCUGCAGUGCGACAUGGGCCCAAGACAUCCUUGCUCCUGCGAGGGUGAGGACGAUGAGCGGAGCCGGUUUCGUGGGCGAAGCGAAGAUGCUAGCGAGGAUGGCUCCUCCGACGAAGAGGAAGGUGUUUGCUCCAUCGCGUAG
Molecule: messenger RNA, 435 nt
Organism: Symbiodinium sp. CCMP2456
Lineage: Eukaryota; Dinophyceae; Suessiales; Symbiodiniaceae
Source: the annotation of a GenBank genome assembly